This is a messenger RNA of Malurus melanocephalus (red-backed fairy wren), 1024 nucleotides long. It is a transcript of the gene TMEM17, whose product is annotated as transmembrane protein 17. Gene Ontology annotation, cellular component: ciliary transition zone. Bases 50 to 706 code for a protein of 218 amino acids. Gene Ontology annotation, biological process: non-motile cilium assembly. NCBI's taxonomy places the organism in Eukaryota, Metazoa, Chordata, Aves, Passeriformes, Maluridae. The record is from RefSeq and is a predicted model, not a curated record. The transcript has 4 exons.
CGGCCGGGCCUCCCCGGCGCAUGCGCGGCCCCUCCGCGGCCUGGGCGCGAUGGCGCGGCCCGAGGGGCCCCCGACGCUGCCGGAGCCGCUGCGGCGGCGGCUGGUGUCCUUCAGCAGCUCCGUGUUCAGCGACAGCCGCCACGCCGCCCUCAGCGACAGCCCCCGCGCCCCGCCGGGCUUCCCGGGAUACCGCGCAGAUUGUGAAAUACUUUCCAGUUUGCCACUGCAGAUGUCCCUCUAUUUCAAUGUUUACUUCUUCCCGUUUUGGUGGCUUGUCACAGUUGUCAUACUCUACCUGAAGUAUCCAGAUUUGUCAGAUUACUACAAGUUCAUCCUGGUCACCAUCAUGAUCCUGGUCUCCCUGACAGAGCUCAUUCGACUCUACCUGGGCUACGUGGGCAAUCUCCUGGAGAAAGUGCCUGAGCUGGCUGGGUUUUGGCUCCUGACUCUCCUCCCGCAGUUGCCUGUCAUUCUCUUCUUGCUGUUCAAUGAAGGUCUGAAAAUCCACUCGCUGGAGCGAGCCGUCCACAUCGUCUUUGCCGCCUUCCUCGCCUUCCAAGUGGUCGCUGCCUUUUUCACGCUGAAAAGGAUGGUGAACGCUCUGGCCACUCGUUUCCGCCUUACCGAGUUCCACCGCCUGGAGGAGCAGCGCCCCGGGCCCGGCAUUUCCAGCCUGGGCGCAAGGAGCAGCUCCUGGGGCUGGUAGGGCUGCGGAUCGCACCCCGGCCCAAUGUUGCCACAGUUAUCUUCCUGUUUUGUUGGGUCAUUCAUCGCCUUCUUGCCUCUGAGGUAUUAAAAAAUAGAUCUUGCUCAAGAGCCAACAUUAAACCUCAGAGGUUGGAGCUCCUUCUGCAAGGAAAAUCAAAGCCAAUUCCAUAACUGACAUGAGUGGACUAUUUGUGGACUGUUACUGAGUAGAUGUGGAGAGUUUUAAGUGUUACAAAGUUGUGGCAUUUUAAAAACAAGAGAAGCCUUUUCUCUCACUGUUUGCACAGAAUGAUUUUGUUUACAAUAAAUCUUUUCU